Molecule: messenger RNA, 1770 nt
Organism: Botrytis byssoidea
Lineage: Eukaryota; Fungi; Ascomycota; Leotiomycetes; Helotiales; Sclerotiniaceae
Exons: 5
Coding region: 1-1770 (589 amino acids)
Biological process (GO): glucan catabolic process
Molecular function (GO): hydrolase activity, hydrolyzing O-glycosyl compounds
Source: RefSeq, a predicted model, not a curated record
AUGGCAACCUCAUCACUCUUUUUGAGAUGCCUUACCAUCUCUAGUUUCAUAACUUCCAUUACGGCACUCACAGGAUACCAAUUAGAAGAAAGCUAUAGUGGCAACACUUUUUUCGAUGCGUUUGAUUUCUUCACAGCGCCAGAUCCGACUCAUGGUUUUGUGACGUAUGUGAGUGAGAGCGAUGCGUCGCAGCAAGGAUUGAUAUCUGUGAGAAGUGAUGGGGUUUACAUGGGAGUUGAUUCCAAGAAGAUAUUGGAUCCUAGUGGACCGGGAAGAAAUAGCGUGAGGAUUGAAAGUAAAAAGAGUUGGACCCAUGGGCUUUUCAUUGCGGAUUUGGGUCAUAUGCCUGGUGGCGCCUGUGGUUCAUGGCCAGCGAUGUGGACUGUGGGUAAUAAUUGGCCAUACAAUGGAGAAAUCGACGUCAUUGAGGGUGUGAAUAGCCAGAACCACAAUCUCAUGUCUUUACACUCUGGGCCAACUUGCUCAGUUGCUGGCUCUGGACAAACUGGUACUCUUCAAAGCGCCAACUGCAACAACUUCGCCAACCCCGUCGGUGUCGGUUGUGGAAUCAGCGAUCCACGCACCAACAGCUAUGGCAGAGGAUUCAACCUCAAUGGCGGUGGUAUCUAUGCCAUGGAAUGGACCUCCUCCCACAUCCGUGUCUAUUUCUUCCCAGCCGGAACAGCACCCGCAGAUAUCAACGGAUCAAAUCCCGAUCCAAGUAAAUGGGGAACUCCAGUUUCAAAUUUCGAAGGUGAUUGUGAUAUUGAUACUCAUUUCAAAGAGAAUAGAUUGAUCUUUGAUACGACAUUCUGUGGUGAUUGGGGAAGUGCUGUUUGGUCAAGUGAUGCUACUUGUGGACCAAAGGCAGCGACUUGUGUGGACUAUGUGGCGGGUAAGCCGGAGGCUUUUGGUGAUCAAUACUGGUUAGUUAAAUCAGUUAAGAUAUAUCAACUCGGAAACGUCGCCAGCCCAGCACCUUCCAACACUCCACCUACAGUACCGGCGCCUUCGCCAAGCGCUAAUGUACCACAAGCAUCUCCUAUCGGUCCACAGCAAUCACAAAACGCUCCAACUCCAAUCAAUACACCAGUCGCCGGGCCUCCCUCUCAAUCCAUCGGUAACAAUAACCCCAUCACAGAUGACGAAUCCAUCCUCAACCAUAUAUCAGAUGUCUUCGGAAGCAUCGGCGACUUCGGCGACGAAGGUAAUUGCACUCCCUCUCCACGUCCCGAACCCAGCUAUGAUCCCAGCUACCCCAACUGUGGCAGCGGUGGUAAAUGUCCACUAACCCGCGCCUUCACCUGUAUAGAAAACCCCACCGAUGAUCUCACAAACUUCAUCCCCGCCUCUCCGGCCCUCUCCAGCGUCACCCCCGCGUUCGAACUCCUCGGUAUCGGAUCUGGCGGCAUCCCGGAUUUCGAUCUCGAUAUCAAUGCGGAGAAUUAUCUCAACGCGGCAAAAGAUGAAUUGAAGGGACAGCUUCAGGGACUUGCUAAACAGGCUGUUGCGUGGACGGGAGAUGGAGAUGAAGAUGCGGAUUUGGGGACGGAAAGUCCGUCCCGGGUCAUUGUGGCUAAACCAUUUUAUCCCGAUGAGGCGGGAAAUGGGAAUGAGACGGCGGGAUCGGUGGCUAGUCCCACGCCGGGGUUGAGCUUGGGAGAUAAGGGUAAUGUGGUUGCUUUUGAGGGAGGUGCGGCGGAGGUGGUUGGUGGAGGGUUGGUGCUUUGGGGAGCGAUGGUUGUUAUUGGGGGGAUGGCUAUGAUGUAG